Molecule: messenger RNA, 1329 nt
Organism: Amphiprion ocellaris (clown anemonefish)
Lineage: Eukaryota; Metazoa; Chordata; Actinopteri; Pomacentridae
Product: nestin-like
Exons: 2
Coding region: 298-1314 (338 amino acids)
Biological process (GO): positive regulation of intermediate filament depolymerization
Cellular component (GO): intermediate filament
Molecular function (GO): CCR5 chemokine receptor binding; intermediate filament binding
Source: RefSeq, a predicted model, not a curated record
CCUCCAUCCUUCCCCAUCUCCUCUCCCCUCCCUCUCUAGCCUUCAAUCUCCUCCCUCCCCAUCCCUCCUCCCCUGUUGUCCAUGUGCCCGGCCCCUUCAUUAAGUCUCCUAUGAAAGAGAAGCCUCUUGCUGGCAGUCACAGUCCCGGAGCCUCACAGGAGCCUCACUCACACAAAAAGACAACCCACGCACUGACUCAGGCCUGGACACAGAGACACAGUUGGCUGCCAAAUCCUAAUCAGUGAAUCUCCGAGUGAGGCCUCGGUGUGCCAUAUCUCUCUGUUUUCUGCUGCUGACAUGGAGUUCCACAGUAUGCAUAAAAUCUUCCACUCCAACCACCUGGGGCAGGAGAAGCACCAGAUGCUGAACCUGAACCGACGCCUGGAGUCCUACCUGAGUCGGGUCAAACUCCUAGAGGAGGAGAACGCGGUGCUCGCAAAGGAGAUCCAAGCCAUGAGACAGAACAGCCACGGAGCCUCGGCACACAGGAAGGGCCUGGAGGAAAAGCUGCGGCAAACAAGACUGGAAGUGGAGGCGGCCUGGAGGGACAGGGUCCUCACAGAGAUGGAGAUUGGCAAGCUGGCUGAGGAGCUUCAAGCCCUGGACCUGCUGAGACAGAGGGAGGCUCAGGCCCACAUGAAGGCCAAGACAAAGCUGGCGCAGAGCAGGAAGGAGCUGGAGGAGGAACAGAGGGCACAGAUCUGGCUAAGGGAGAAGGUCGGUCAGCUGGAGCAGGAGAUGAGACUCCUAAUUCAAACCCAUCAGGAGGAUGUGGCCCACUUGGAGGCCACGCUGAGCCGUUCCAGAGCCACAAUAUCUCACACAGCGGUUCAAAGAUGCAACCAGACACCCAGCCUCUUCCAGCUGGGGCAUGAGUACACCCAGAGGGCCAGCAGGGCAUGGCAGGAGGCGGCAGAGGCCUAUCAGGGCCAGUUAGCUCGGCUAGAGGAGUCACUUAACCAGGCCAGGAGCCGUUUGACCAAAGUGGACCAGGAGAAGCGCGAGAGCCAACUGAAGCUCCAAGCCCUGGAGAAGGAGAUGGCCUCAGCUCAGGAUGUCAGGCUGCAUCUGGAGAAGACUGCAGCCCAGCAGAGAGAUGCUUACAGCCAGGAGAUCCAGCAGCUCCAGGAACACUUGGAUGGUCUGGAAGCGGAGAAAGAGGAGGUGGGCCAACAGAUCGAUCACCUCCUCGUCGAGAACCGAGGCCUGCUGCAGCUGAAGAUGUCCCUGGGCCUGGAGGUGGCGACAUACAGGUAUAGCUCUUUCACCUCAAACAAAUGUGAUUUUUCUAAAGCACAUUUCAUACAUUUUUAAUGCCUUAUUGUCCUG